ACAAAGUAUAGAAAAAAAUGGAACAAGUCAAGUUUCUGGAAUAUAUUUAUGGAGGUUUUCCGAAACUUGAUAGAUUUUCGAUUAUAAACAAACGUUUCACACUCUCCUUUUUAAUGUUUAUUGGAUUUACAAUAAUGUCUUCUGGAGUUAUGCUGACUCAUGGAAACAGUUGUAUGAACUCAUCGAAUGGAGAGAUUGACGAUCCCUUCCUACAUCUAUCAAGUUUUUUAGUAGGUUAUAUUAUAAUCCAACUUCCAGCUGCUUGGCUUAGUUUAAAAUUUUCACCACUAAUUUGGUUUGGUCGAACUAUUUUGGCUCACGCAAUUCUAUUAUUUGCAGUAGCGUUAUUUGGAAGUCUUGGCUAUAUAUUUCUGGUAGUAUUGAAAUUCUUUGAAGGUGUUUUAGCAGGAAUAGUAUUUAUAGUAUGCCAUGCGGCUUGGAAAAAUUGGACACCCGCUGCAGAACGCUCCACAUUACUCACAUUCGCUUUGGCUGGAUCGUAUCUCGGUGAUUUAUUUGGAAUAGUUAUGUCUAUAUUUUGUGCUUCAUUACCAUUGUGGAUGUUUGUAUGUUGUAUUAUUGGGAUUUUUGGAAUAAUAUGGUGGUUAGUUUGGGAGCGUACAGUAUAUGAAUCACCAAAUAAACACCCGACCAUAAGUGAUGAAGAAUAUAAUCAGAUUCAUCCACUUAUUCAAGAAGAACUACGACCAACUGAAGGUGUAUCAUGCAAACAAAUUAUUUUGUCAACUCCGUUUCUAGUGUUGGUAGCUUUGAAUGUUGUUAGAUCUUGGAAUGGAAGGUUUUUAACUUAUGAUGUUGAGCAUUCGAUCAUUAUUUUGAUAAUAAGACUCAUUGCAUUUCCCUUAUCUGGAUAUUUGGCUGAUGUUUUGGUACGAAAAACUUCAUUAACUAUUACUAAUGUUCGAAAAUUAUUCGUUAUUGGUGUCACUUUGAUGGAAGCUGUUUAUUUCUUUAUAAUAAUGCAUCAUAGCCACCAUAACAAAGGAACUUGGUUACAUUUGGUUUCAUUUUUAAUGCAAAUAUUAUAUCAUGUCGCUUUUAGUGCAGUCAGCGUAAAUGCUGUAGAUAUAGCACCAAGUCAUGCUGGUGUUACAGUUGCGAUAACAAGUGUUAUUUCAGAUAUUAUUAUGUCAUUUGGAUUCGAUGUUGAUAUUUUUUUGGAUAAAAUAGGUUGGACUGAUGUGAUAAAUUUCAUUUCAAUUGUUGUACAUUUAAUUGUUGGAGUAAUAUUCGGCAUUUAUGGAACUGCAGAACCUAUCACCGCCAAAGGAUAAUAAUGCUGACUAUAAAUUGAUAUUCUUGGCUGUAAUAUUAUUUAAUGGUU
Messenger RNA from Chrysoperla carnea, 1345 nucleotides. Its product is annotated as probable vesicular glutamate transporter eat-4. The transcript has 6 exons. Gene Ontology annotation, molecular function: transmembrane transporter activity. Gene Ontology annotation, biological process: transmembrane transport; monoatomic anion transport. The coding region runs from base 18 to 1295 and encodes 425 amino acids. NCBI's taxonomy places the organism in Eukaryota, Metazoa, Arthropoda, Insecta, Neuroptera, Chrysopidae. The record is from RefSeq and is a predicted model, not a curated record.